AUGGCACCUGAGAAGUGGUGCUCCGAGAUGACUCUCAACUCAAAACCCGCGAGCCAGCAAAGAGAAACACUCCCUACAGCAGCAGACCUCGAAGCCAACCGGCCGCUGUUGUCCAGGACGUCCACCCUCCGAGAGAAUUCUUGCGAUCAUACACCAUCCAUCUUCCCUUCAGAUAAAAGCUCCCAACGACGCCGAAGAUGGUUUUGGCCAGACGGGGAUUUUCGCAUCAACGCGCGAGUCGUAUCUGAUGCGAUACUGGGGCUUUCAGAUGGACUCACCGUCCCAUUCGCUCUCACCGCCGGUCUGACAGCUCUGGGGGACACAAGGGUGGUCAUCCUCGGAGGACUCGCAGAGCUGAUCGCGGGAGCAAUAUCAAUGGGGCUCGGAGGAUAUGUUGGUGCCAAAAGCGAAAUUGAAUCUUUCAACGCCACAGACCGCAACUGUGAUCAGCUUCUGCUGCAGGAACCGCAAGCCGCCAGGGACUUUGUCCAGGAGUAUUUUCAACAUUUUGGACUGUCGGCAGAAGAGACAACACGAGUGGCCGAUCACAUGGAAGCGUCCGCGCCGGUGCUCAAGGACUUUCUCAUGCGAAACCAUUUUCAAGCGUCCAAGCCAGACACGGGUCGGCCGUAUCUCUCAGCACUUACGCUGGGCAUCAGCUAUUUCACCGGCGGAUUCAUCCCAUUGAUCCCAUAUUUCAUCGUUGCCCGGGACAAUGUUCUGGCCGGAUUGUGGUGGAGCAUUGGCCUCAUGGCGGUCGUACUGCUGGUUUUUGGAUAUGUCAAGACGGGAGUGGUUCGGGGCUGGGCUGGCAAGGAGAAUUACCAGGCUUGCACGGGAGGAGCGUUACAAAUGCUGGUUGUGGGUGUUAUUGCCGCUGGAGCAGCCGUGUGCCUGGUUCGAUUUAUCAGUGGCGAAUGA
Messenger RNA from Fonsecaea erecta, 921 nucleotides. RefSeq lists its product as hypothetical. The transcript is spliced from 2 exons. Gene Ontology annotation, biological process: intracellular manganese ion homeostasis. Gene Ontology annotation, molecular function: iron ion transmembrane transporter activity; manganese ion transmembrane transporter activity. Lineage: Eukaryota; Fungi; Ascomycota; Eurotiomycetes; Chaetothyriales; Herpotrichiellaceae. The record is from RefSeq and is a predicted model, not a curated record. Bases 1 to 921 code for a protein of 306 amino acids. Gene Ontology annotation, cellular component: fungal-type vacuole membrane.